Acinonyx jubatus (cheetah) is the source of this 1836-nucleotide messenger RNA. Its product is annotated as creatine kinase U-type, mitochondrial. The record is from RefSeq and is a predicted model, not a curated record. NCBI's taxonomy places the organism in Eukaryota, Metazoa, Chordata, Mammalia, Carnivora, Felidae. Gene Ontology annotation, biological process: phosphocreatine biosynthetic process. Gene Ontology annotation, molecular function: creatine kinase activity. Bases 455 to 1708 code for a protein of 417 amino acids. The transcript is spliced from 10 exons. Gene Ontology annotation, cellular component: mitochondrion.
GUGGUGGUUGGAAACCUGUGCCUGCCUGUUCUGUUCCUACCCGCCGUCAUCUUACCACACCCUUCACCUCACCUUACACUCCCCUCCAGCCCAGGAACUGGAAACUACAAAGAGGGGAGAGAAGGGAGAGGAGGAAGAGGAAACUAACAAUUCCCUGCCCAGUCCCAGGUCUACACCCAGUACAACCAACAGGUAGGCAAGCUUGCAGAGAAUACUCAGAGGGAGUCCUGUGAGCAGAAAACAGUCCUGAACCUGGAUAAAACACGAGGAAGUAAAAGAUCAAAGUCUGGUUGCUACCGUCUUCCUCUCCUGCUCCAGCUUCCACUCCGGCCCCCAUUUCGGCUCCAGCCUCGCACCCAGUUCCAGUCCUCAGUCCUUCUGGUUGCAUCCUCCCUCUCUGUUCCUGCCCUGCGCCAGCUCCCACCCCGGGAUUCCACAGCCGGACCCUCAAGCCAUGGCUGGUCCCUUCUCUCGUCUGCUGUCCGCCCGCCCGGGGCUCAGGCUCCUGGCUUUGGCUGGAGCUGGGUCACUAGCCGCUGGGUUUCUGCUCCGCCCGGAACCUAUAAGGGCCGCCAGUGAACGACGGAGGCUGUAUCCCCCGAGCGCUGAGUACCCAGACCUCCGAAAGCACAACAACUGCAUGGCCAGUCACCUGACCCCAGCAGUCUAUGCCCGGCUCUGCGACAAGACCACACCCACUGGUUGGACGCUAGAUCAGUGUAUCCAGACUGGCGUGGACAACCCCGGCCACCCCUUCAUCAAGACUGUGGGCAUGGUAGCUGGAGAUGAGGAGACCUAUGAGGUAUUUGCUGAGCUGUUUGAUCCUGUGAUACAAGAGCGACACAAUGGAUAUGACCCUCGAACAAUGAAACAUACCACUGAUCUGGAUGCCAGCAAGAUCCGUUCUGGCUACUUUGAUGAGAGGUAUGUAUUGUCCUCAAGAGUCAGAACUGGCCGAAGUAUCCGGGGACUCAGCCUUCCUCCAGCCUGUACUCGGGCAGAGCGACGAGAGGUGGAACGUGUUGUAGUGGAUGCACUGAGUGGCCUGAAGGGUGACCUCGCUGGACGUUACUAUCGGCUCAGUGAGAUGACAGAGGCUGAACAGCAGCAGCUUAUUGAUGACCACUUCCUAUUUGAUAAGCCCGUGUCCCCACUGCUGACUGCGGCAGGAAUGGCUCGAGACUGGCCAGAUGCUCGUGGAAUCUGGCACAACAAUGAGAAGAGCUUCUUGAUCUGGGUGAAUGAAGAGGAUCAUACACGGGUCAUCUCCAUGGAGAAGGGUGGCAACAUGAAGAAAGUGUUUGAAAGAUUCUGUCGAGGCCUCAAAGAGGUGGAACGGCUGAUCCAGGAGCGUGGCUGGGAGUUCAUGUGGAAUGAGCGUUUGGGAUACAUCUUGACCUGUCCGUCUAACCUGGGCACUGGACUUCGGGCAGGAGUACACAUCAAACUGCCCCUGCUAAGCAAAGAUAGCCGCUUCCCAAAGAUCCUGGAGAACUUAAGACUCCAAAAGCGUGGCACCGGUGGAGUGGACACAGCUGCCACAGGCAGCGUCUUUGACAUCUCUAAUUUGGACCGACUGGGCAAGUCAGAGGUGGAGCUGGUGCAGCUGGUCAUCGAUGGAGUAAACUAUUUGAUUGAUUGUGAACGGCGUCUGGAGAGAGGCCAGGAUAUCCGCAUCCCUCCACCUCUCAUCCACAAUAAGCAUUAAUUCCCCAUCCUCAGGAGAUGACUCAAGAUCGCCAGGACUUCUGCCCAUUCUAAUGUGGCCCAUUCUACUUGCCCUGGAUGCCCCUCUAACUCCCUUCUGUCCUAGUAAAGACUCCUUGCUAUGCUCUA